AUGCUUCUCAAAUCAGUUCUUAUAUGUUUUGCCGCUAGUCAGCUCGUCGCUGGUCACGGUGCUAUCGUUAAAGCAGUUGGUGAUCAAGGUGGCAAUGGAACUGCUCUUGGAAUUGAUGCUGGCACUCCACGUGAUGGAGCAACAAGAAAUCCUUUUCAACAAGACUCUACUCGCUUCAAGAAUGCGGCCGCUGAUCAAUGCGGUGAAACUCUUGGAGGUGGAACGAACGACCCCGCAACUCAAGUCCCUCAAAUGCUUGCUGCAAAUGGAGGACAAAUGCCACAAAUUUCGGCUGGGGGUUCGGUCAUGAUGACUCUGCACCAGGUGAAUGGCGAUGGAGCUGGUCCAUAUGACUGCAUGAUCGACAGCACAGGAACUGGUACUCAAUGGACUGCCAUGCAAGUCACCACGAAUGUUCCAGGAACCAACUCUAGGAGCAAAGCGAAGGCUACAGACUUUCCUCUCACGGCAAAAGUUGCCGCCGACCAAACAUGUACAGGAUCGAUGGGAGGACAAAGUGGUAUUUGUAUGGUCAGAUGCAACAACGCUGCCAACGCUGGACCGUUUGGUGGAUGCGUGCCCGUUCAGAUGGCUGGCGCUGGAAACGCAACCGCUGCUCCCGCCGCUAAACUUCGCAGAUCAUUCAUAGCCUAAGGCUGAUUGGAUUCUCGCGACCCUGGGAUCGUUAGGUAGAAGUGACGAUUUAGCUGUCUGUCAU
Messenger RNA from Mollisia scopiformis, 718 nucleotides. RefSeq lists its product as uncharacterized. The record is from RefSeq and is a predicted model, not a curated record. Bases 1 to 654 code for a protein of 217 amino acids. The transcript has 5 exons. Lineage: Eukaryota; Fungi; Ascomycota; Leotiomycetes; Helotiales; Mollisiaceae.